Molecule: messenger RNA, 5942 nt
Organism: Populus nigra (black poplar)
Lineage: Eukaryota; Viridiplantae; Streptophyta; Magnoliopsida; Malpighiales; Salicaceae
Exons: 2
Coding region: 190-882 (230 amino acids)
Source: RefSeq, a predicted model, not a curated record
AUAUUCAAACCGUAUUUUACCGAUACUGAUGAGUACAAGGGGCAACCACCACAUUUUCAAGUUCAGAAUGAACACAAAGAUUUUGAUCUCCUUUUGUCUGAAACAAAUCCUAAGCAAGAGUUUUUCUGAAAAGGCCAUGCUAAGUGCGAGUCCAAUGAGAAUUUGUUGCUGAUACUAUUGGUGGUGCGAAUGGUGCUGGAUACACUACUUGAUGUGGGUCUGAACAAGCAAGAACUUGGAGAUCAAAGCUCUACAAUCCUAGUUUAUGACGCCUAUGCUACUGUCUCUGCCUUUGCUUAUAGGUGUGGUUAUAGGCACCCUGCAGAGCUCAAAUCAAAAGAAACAGAGUUGAGGUUGAUUGAAGAUUCUAUCAUAGAGCUCUCAGCAAAGCUUCAACAAAAAGAAGAGAAAUUGGAUUCAGCUCGACAACAUGUGAAACAUUGUGCCAGAAAAAUUGAAUCAAAAGAGGAGGAGCUCAAUAAAAUCAAAGGAAGAAUAAACACAUAUGAUACAGAGCUUGAAUCGAGAGAGAGGGAGUUCAAUGCCAUUCAACUGUCCAUUGAAGACCGGAGUGAGGAACUUAAAGGGAAGGAUAGGCAACUGAAAUCUGUCCAACUAUCGAUAGGAGAAUGGGAGAAAGAGCUGAAAGCAAUGAAGGAACAUAAAUAUCCCAUCCAAAAAUCAGUUGUGGAAUGCUCUGAGGAGCUCCAAUCAAAAGAGAAGAACCUUAUUUUGGCAAGAGAAUCUCUCAGAGAAUGUUGUGAUAAUCUCGAAUCGAAGAAGGUGCAGCUGGAUUCAAUUCAACGUACUGGUUAUGAUUAUAGCAGAUUGAAGACAAUGCAACUUAUCCAGCAAUUUAGCCUGAGCUUAAUGCAACCUUAAAAAAUUACUGUCUCUCCCCUGGAGUCUUUUGACUUUAACAUGUAGCAAGCAUCUCAACAGAAAACCAUAUUCAGCAUAAUUCCCAUUCAUAUUUUUUGAAACAGUACACUAAUAUUCCAUAAAAAUUCAAGAGAGAACACAAAUAAUGGAAAUCCGAUCAGGCCAUUUACGUGCCAUGAAGAUAUCAAAGGAAAUAAGAGGCCAUUUUGCAUGCAUAAACGUUUAUUUACCUGCUUAAAUAUGCAGCCAUACUAUUACCAUUCACAUAUAUUCCAUAUAUAUGCAAGCUGCUAAGUAACAAUGAUCUUGAGGUCCAUUAUGAAUAGCAGUGGCCCUGGUGGGGAAUGACACUGAGGGGAUAGAAGAUGGAGGGCUUGGCACUGAGGGGAUAGUUGGUGGAAGUGGAGGCAACCUGACAAGUGGUGGAUCAGGCAAAUUAGGAGGAACUGUAAAGCUGAGAAUAUUACGUGUUGGAGGCAGGAGAUGACGAGCUGCCACAGCAACAUCAAUGCUUGAAAAUGACAGUGUGAUCAUGAACAUAGCCAAAAUCAGUAAGCGAGAAGAUGCCAUGGUAUAAUAAUAUAAGAACAAGAAAUCAGUGACCUCUGACCUAGAACAAUCAGGCAAGGAAAGCAAUAGAGGCUUAUGGGGUGUGCAAACUCUGACCUUUCUUUUGCUAUUUAUAAUCGAGGACAUUGGUUCACUGUGUAAAUGAAGGGCAGGUUCACUGUGUAAAUGAAGGGCAGGCAGUAAGCUGCUGCAUUUGACGAGUUUUGUUGCAUGUGCUUGGCUAAAACUGAAGUGCUUUGAAAGCGGAAAUCAGGCAACCGGUACAUAUUACUCCAGCUGCUGUUAAAUUUUCAUCUUCAGUGCUUUCAAAUGCAGUUGUAGUCAUCACAUGAGUCUACCUAAUUUGUUUGGUAGAUGCAGGUAUGUCUCAAAAUUUUGAAUAAAGUUACACAAAUAAUAUUUUCAGUCCACUGACGUUCCCUAUUGAUUGCUAUCUGUGGUCAUGGAAAUUUGUUCCGAGGAUGUUAAUUCGAGGCAGUAAGAUGUCAGUGUUUAGUUAAGAUUAGCACUGCUCUCAUUUCAGUCUUCAUGUGAAGUGGCUGCAAAUUUUGUUGUAGUCUUCAUACCUGUAGCUAAAUAGUUUGAUAGAUUCAGAUGUGUCAAAAAUUAGAUACAAAAAUAAAACCACACAACUACUCUUUCCUUUCUUCUACUAAUUUUUUUCUCACCUUUAUGUAGUUAGCUUCUGUUUGGGGCCAUUACAUUCUGUUUUAGGAACUGUAAUUAAUGAUGUGUUCAAUAUGAUAUGUCGGUGAUCUAUUAGUUUGUUCCAUGUAACCAGAUCAUUAUUUGAAUGGAAAAAUUAUUCAAGUCCUUAAUGAUUUUUCCUUAUACGAAGUCCUUUCUGGUUCUCAAACAUGGAUGAUAUCAAUCAUGAUUUUCCUUUCUUAGAAAAAAUGAAUUUCUGGUUCUCAAUAUGAUAUGUCGGCGAUCUAUUAGUUUGUUCCAUGUAACUAGAUCAUUAUUUGAUUGGAAAAAUUAUUCAAGUCCUUAAUGAUUUUUCCUUAUACUAAGUCCUUUCUGGUUCUCAAACAUGGAUGAUAUCAAUGAUGAUUUUCCUUAGAAAAAAUGAAUUUCUGGUUCUCAAUAUGAUAUGUCGGCGAUCUAUUAGUUUGUUCCAUGUAACCAGAUCAUUAUUUGAUUGGAAAAAUUAUUCAAGUCCUUAAUGAUUUUUCCUUAUACUAAGUCCUUUCUGGUUCUCAAACAUGGAUGAUAUGAAUCAUGAUUUUCCUUUCUUAGAAAAAAAUGAAUUUUUGAGUCAAUAUUUUAGGAAUUGAUGAAGAAGGGUGUCAACGGAAGCUUAUUAAGGAAAGGAUUAGAUGUUGUCAAAUUGUCAGUCACAUAGAUUUGCUGCUGAUUUCUUUCCCUUACCUGUCAGAAAUGUUAAGAGAAGGGUAUCUUUGCUACAGCUGAUUAUUCACAAUGAUGCGGGUUGAGGCCUUCUUGUGGUUUAUCUUAGUUUUUUUGCAGAGGAUGCUGCCAGGAUAAAAUAUGGGUAUUACAAAGGUUUCACGUAUAUCGUUAUCCAGUUAACCUAGUUUUGCUGGAAUGCUGAAACAACGGAGACUCAGGUUAAUUUGUUCCCGUGGAGGUAAAUGCAGAAUCUGUUCUGUUAUCAUGCUUACGCAACUCUGCUUCUUAGAUUACUUUUCUGAUGCUUUGUUUUAUUAUGGUGUUUUGGCAUAUUUUGCAUCAAACUCUGCUACAGAAAAUGCAAAAGAUUUCUGUUGAGACUGAAAAGUUCAAAUUGCAACCCAUUUUAAAGGACGGUCAAGGAUAUUGUUUGAAACAAGCAUUUCAACAGAAAAACAUAUUAAGCAUAACUCCAUUCAUAUUUUGAAACAGUAUACCAACAUUAUUUUCACGUGAAAAUUCAAGAGAGAACACAAAUAACUGAAAUCCUCUGGCGGUUUGCAUGCCAUGAAAAUAUAAAAGGAAAUAAGAGUCCAUUUUGCAUGCAUAAACCUUUAUUUACCUGCUUAAAUAUGAAGCCAUACUAUUACCAUUUACAAAUAUUCCAUAUAUAUGCCGGCUUCAAAGUAACAAUGAUCUUAAGGUCCAUUACAAAUAGCAGCGGUGGUGGGGAAUGACACUAUGGAGGGCUUGGCACUGAAGGGAUAGUUGGUGGAAGUGGAGGCAAUCUGACAAGUGGUGGAACAGGUAAAUUAGGAGGAACUGUUAAGCCAGGAAUAUUACGUGUUGGAGCCAGGAGAUGGCAAGCUGCCACGGAAAAUAACAGUCUGAUCAUGAACAAAGCCAAAAUUGGUAAACGAGAAGAUGCUAUAGUAUAAUAAUAUAAGAACAAGAAACCAGUGACCUCUGACCUAGAACAAUCAGACAAGGAAAGCAAUAGAGGCUUAUGGGGGUGUGGAAACAGUGAUCUUUCAUUUGUUAUUUAUAGUCGUGGACAUUGAUUCAGCUUGUAAAUGCAGUGUGGUAAGCUGCUGCAUUUGGUGAGUUUUGUUGCAUGUGCUUUGCUAAAACUCAAGUACUUCAAAAGCUGAAACCAGGCAACCAGUACAUAUUACUCCAGCUGCUGUUAAAUUUUCAUCUCACUGCCUUCAAAUGCAGUUGUAGUCAUCACAUGAGUCUACCUAAUUUGUUUGGUAGAUGCAGGUAUGUCUCAAAAUUUCGAAUAAAGUCAGUCCACCGACAUUCCAUAUUGAUUGCUAUCUGUGGUCAUGGAAAUUUGUUCCGAGGAUGUUAAUUCGAGGCAGUAAGACGUCAGUGUUUGGUUAAGAUUAGCACUGCUCUCAAUUCAGUUUUCAUGUGAAGUGGCUGCAAAUUUUGUUGUAGUCUUCAUACCUGUAGCUAAAUAGUUUGAUAGAUUCAGAUGUGUCAAAAAUUAGAUACAAAAAUAAAACCACACAACUACUCUUUCCUUUCUUCUACUAAUUUUUUUCUCACCUUUAUGUAGUUAGCUUCUGUUUGGGACCAUUACAUUCUGUUUUAGGAACUGUAAUUGAUGAUGUGUUCAAUAUGAUAUGUCGGCAAUCUAUUAGUUUGUUCCAUGUAACCAGAUCAUUAUCUGAUUGGAACAAUUAUUCAAAUCCUUAAUGAUUUUUCCUUAUACCAAGUCCUUUAUGAUUCUCCAACAGGGAUGAUAUCAAUUAUGAUUUUCCUUUCUUAGAAAAAAAUUAUUUUUCGAGUCAAUAUUUUAGGAAUCAAUGAAGUAGGGCGUCAACGGAAGCUUAUUAAGGAAAGAGUUAGAUGUUGAAUUGUCAGUCACAGUGUUUUGCUGCUGAUUUCUUUUCCAUAUCUAUCAGAAAUGUUAAAGAGUAGGGUAUCUUUGCUACAGCUGAUUAUUCACAAUGAUGCUGGUUGAGAUCUUGUGGUUUAUCUUAGUUUUUUUUGCAGAGGAUGCUGCCAGCAUAAAAUAUGGGUAUUACGAAGGUUUCAUGUAUAUCCUUAUCCGGUUAACCUAGUUUUGCUGUAAUGCUGAAACUACGGAGACUCAGGUUAGUUUGUUCCUGUGGAGGUAAAUGCAGAAUCUGUUCUGUUAUCAUGCUUACGCAACUCUGCUUCUUAGAUUACUUUUCUGAUGCUUUGUUUUGUUAUGGUGUUUCAGCAUAUUUUGCAUCAAACCCUGCUAUAGAAAAUGCAAAAUAUUUCUGUUUAGACCGAAAAGUUCGUAUCGCAACCCGGUAUAAAGGACAGUCAAUGGUGUUGUUUGAAACAAGCAUCUCAACAGAAAACCAUAUUAAGCAUAACUCCAUUCAUAUUACUUGAAACAGUUUACCAACAUUAUUUUCAUAUGAAAAUUCAAGAGAGAACACAAAUAACUGAAAUCCUCGGCGGUUUGCAUGCCAUGAAAAAUAUGAAAGGAAAUGAGAGGCCAUUUUGCAUGCAUGAACUUUUAUUUAUGUACUUAUAUAUGAAGCCAUACUAUUACCAUUUACAUAUAUUCCAUAUAUAUGCUGGCUUCGAAGUAACAGUGAUCUUAAGGUCCAUUACGAACAGCAGCAGCCGUGGUGGAGAAUGACACUAUGGAGGGCUUGGCACUGAAGGGAUAAUUGGUGGAAGUAGAGGCAAACUGACAAGUGGUGGAUCCGGCUAAUUAGGAGGAACUGUAAAGCCAGGAAUAUUACGUGUAAAUACAGUGUGAUCGUGAACAUAGUCGUGUACAUUGAUUCAGCGCGUAAAUGCAGUGCUAUAAGCUGCUGCAUUUGGUGAGUUUUGUUGAAUGUGCUGGCCAAAACUUAAGAACUUCAAAAGCUGAAUUCCGGCAACUAGUACAUAUUGCUCCAGCCACUGUUAAAUUUUAAGAGCAGGGCAUCUUAGUACAGCUUGUUAUUCACAAUGAUGGUUGAGGCCUUAUUGUUGUUUAUUUUAUUACGUAGCCGAGGAUGCUGCCAGCAUAAAUUGGGCAUUACAAAGUAUUCGCAGACAUUCUUAUCUGGUUACCCUAUUUUUCCUGUAAUGCUGAAACUAGUGAAACUCAGGUAUUUUUUUUUUUUCAUAUGAAGGUAAAUGCAAAAUCAUUUUCGUAA